AUGCUCUUUACUCACCGAGUCGACGACUCCCAUCGUGUGAAGCUUGAGGUUUGGAGUGCACCGGGCCUAUCGAAGCCGUUGUUUCAAGAGGCUAUGAAGCAGAACUUCAAGCCUGCGAAGAAGGGGGACUCGUUUGGACCGUCCUAUACUUUGAAGCUCGCUCCUCGCUUCGAAGUUGAAUAUAUGCGCGUAACGCGUUCUCCUUCUGCUACGAACCACUGGUGGAAGGUUGCGCUUGAUAUCCCCUCGUACUUCCAGCAAUAUGAGCGAGUUCAAUUCGAGUUCGACCCCGGCUGUGAAGCUAUGAUUUUCAGCACGGAUGGUACGCCCCUCCAAGGCAUUACCGGCGGGUUUGGCGGCGACAGACGCGUGGAGCACAUUAUACCAGCAAGUGCAGUGAAGAAGGGCACGUACUCCAUCGUGAUCGAAUCCAGCUGCAACGGCAUGUUCGGUGUCCCAUGGAAUGGGGACACCAUUGCUCCACCGGACAUGAACAGAUUCUUUGGCCUCGCGUCGGCGGACCUCGUGGUGCCCAACAUGGAUGCUUGGGGCUUGCUUGCCGAUUUCAACACAUUGAAGGAGAUCUCAGAGACAUUGACUGGGAACACCGGUUUGCAAAACAAGGCGUUGGUGGCUGCAAAUGAAAUCAUGAACAUUUUCGACAACAAGGAUCUAGCGAGUGUGAAGAAAGCACGCAAGAGGGCAGAAGAGGUCUUCGGCUCUGGCUGGGAGAAGAAAGGGGAGAAGAUCUACGAUGAGGGCACGGAUCGUCACCAAGUCUGGGGUAUCGGAUAUUGUCACAUCGACACUGCUUGGCUGUGGCCGUAUCGCGUGACUCAGCAAAAGGUGGCACGAUCUUGGUCGACGCAGGUCGAUCUGAUGGAGCGCUAUCCUGAGCAUCGCUUUACGUGUAGCCAGGCGCAACAGUUCAAGUGGCUCGAGGAGCUCUAUCCGCCGUUGUUCGAGCGCGUACGCGAGAAGGUCAAGGCCGGCACGUUUCACCUUGUCGGAGGCGCCUGGGUCGAGAACGACGCGAACAUGCCCUCUGGUGAGGCUCUCGUCCGCCAGUUCACCCACGGUCAACGCUACUUCGAGACCCGCUUUGGCAAGCGCUGCGAGACGGCAUGGCUGCCCGACUCAUUCGGCCUGACUGGAGCAUAUCCACAGCUAAUGCGCAUGGCUGGCAUGAAGUAUUUCUUCACGCAGAAACUUUCUUGGAAUAAUAUUAAUGUUUUCCCUCACUCGACCUUCAAUUGGGUUGGUAUUGACGGUACACAAGUCUUGUGUCAUAUGACGCCCGUCGAUACUUACACUGCCCAGGCUACUGUUAACGAUAUCAACAAGGGAGUAACAAAUCACAAGAAUCUUGAGUCGUCAGAUAAGUCUUUGCUCGUUUUCGGCAAUGGUGACGGUGGAGGGGGCCCGCUGCCUAAGAUGCUCGACAACCUCCGUCGCAUUCGCGCCGCGAGUAAUAACUCGCGCGAACUUCCUCCGGUGAUCAUGGGCCCAUUGGUGGAAGACUUCUUUGAUAAGGUUCUGGAAGAGUCUAAUGCGGGCACCGACUUACCGACUUGGAACGGUGAACUGUACCUCGAGUUCCAUCGAGGCACCUAUACCAGCCAUGGCUCGAUCAAAAAGGGCAACCGCAAGUCUGAGAUUCUCCUCCGAGAUGUCGAGCACGUGGCAACGCUUGCAUCGUUGUACAGAUACCACAAGCAUGAUUACGAAUACCCCAAGGCUAAGAUUGAUGUCUGCUGGGAGAAGGUGCUGUUGAACCAAUUCCAUGAUGUCCUCCCUGGAUCUGCCAUGUAA
This is a messenger RNA of Phanerochaete carnosa HHB-10118-sp, 1812 nucleotides long. RefSeq names its product glycoside hydrolase family 38 protein. The transcript is spliced from 14 exons. Gene Ontology annotation, biological process: mannose metabolic process; oligosaccharide catabolic process. NCBI's taxonomy places the organism in Eukaryota, Fungi, Basidiomycota, Agaricomycetes, Polyporales, Phanerochaetaceae. The record is from RefSeq and is a predicted model, not a curated record. The coding region runs from base 1 to 1812 and encodes 603 amino acids. Gene Ontology annotation, molecular function: alpha-mannosidase activity. Gene Ontology annotation, cellular component: fungal-type vacuole membrane.